AUUCGUACCGAUAAACAGAGAUAUCGAUUUGCGGGAGACCAUCAGUACCAUCACUAUAGCAGUUGCCAUUCACUGGGAAGCGCAAAAAUGGUCUAAAACUGAAAUGUUUUUCAAUUUUCCGACAUUUUCCGGCCUCCAAAACACUGCUGGAAAAUGUUGUUCCGCUCAGCAAAAAGCAAGUUCGACGCCGGCGACGUGAUGCGUCGAAUGAAGCGCCUGGCGGAGGGCACGAUGUCCUCGUACCGCCGCCUCUUCCUUCUGCUCCUCUGCGUCUGUGUGGUCUUCUAUAUGAUUCCGCCGAUCUUUCGCUAUAUCUUCCUCAGUGCCCCCGAACAGAAGGAUCCCCACAGCAUGUGCAUGGACGACCGGCUGACGCCCUUCAUCCUCCAGAGCUUUGAGUUCGAUGCCAAUAUCCGUCACGUGUCACCAGCGAAAAUGGCCGGUGAACGCGAUUUCACGCCCUACGUGGGCAACGGCUAUCUGGGGCUGGAGAUCACACACGACGCCUAUCUGAACAUCAAGAAUGGCAGGGCCAUGCAGCUGCCUAUUCGCUUCCAGCCGGUGCUCUCCGUUUUUGGAGGCUCCGUAUCUGGCGGCGAAAAGGAAGCCACUGUCGUCGAGUAUCUGACGGGAAUGGUCCAUCGAUUCCAGUGCUUUGCCGGUUACUUCGUUUCGUACACCUACUAUGCCCAUCGCACUCAGCCAAAUAUCUUCAUGCAGGAGCUGCAGAUCACUAACACCAGAAACCUUUUGGAGGACAUUGAACUAAUCAUGCCACGCGUCAAUCUCCAGAAGCUCACCAGGCGAACAGUGCCCCUCAGUGAACCCGUCUCCGUUGGAGUGUUUACCUACACAGAGUUGGAGGUGCUUACGGGCACAGUCCAGCUUCAGUCAGAAAAUCCCAGUAAAUCCAUUGUUAUUAGCAUAGUGAAGCCGCAGAUGGACUCCAAACUGCAGCUGAGAAAGCGGGGCACAGUUCGCAUUGUGUAUCCCACAGCAGUGCAAUACUCGAAACCAGUGGCGGAGGCCCAAGUCGGCGGUAUAAGCGAGGCCAUUGAGCAGCAGGCCACUCAGGCGAUGGCCAAGCUACUGCAGAAGCUUGGCUCCAAGCCCUCGAACCCAGGAUCCUUGAACAGCGUAAACAUCUAUCGCCAGGAGCACAUUGACGUUUGGACUGAUUUGUGGGCCACUGGCUUUACGAUAAGCACCUCCAAGGCGGAGAACAGCUUGAACGGCGAUCGCAUCAAUGCCACUAUGUAUGCAGUUCUGUCCCAGGUGCGCAGCUUUGAGUUUGAGGAGACGGGCGGCUCCAAAAAAGAGGAUAUAGCCAAGGCGCUGACCUACGCCGAAGGCUGCUACGAUUCGUAUCACACUCUGCAAGCGGAGAAUCUUUGGCGGGAGAUGUCCAAUCUCCAGCAGCUCAAUUCCCUGGUUACAUCGUGGAUGCUAACGUUGGAGAAGCAGGGCUGCCACAAUCUCAUCCGAGCGGGAGCUUCGGGAGUCAUCCAAGCGAUGGUCCUGAGCUUUGGCAGUUUUCGUUUCAGCAAUCAGCAUCUGGAGUGCAACAUCCAUCCGAAGUUUCUGCAUAGGGACUUCCACUUCAGGCGCCUCAAUUACGGCAACAAAACCCAUGUCAAUGUCACCAUUAUUGUGGAUUAUGACAACAAGGCGGUGAUCAACAUCGCGCUGGAUCGUUCGGACAGGAGCUACUACGCUUGCGAUGGCGGCUGCCUGGAUGAGCCCGUGCUGCUCACACAAAAUCGACGACAAUUCCCAGUCAAACUGACUGAACCCCUAACAGCAAUAUUAUACAUAACCGAGGACAAGCAGCACAUGGAAGAGCUGCACCAUGCCAUCCACGUAAAGGAAGUGGUCGAGGCUCCCGCGCAUGAGCAGCAUUUGAUAGCGCUGCAUCGACAUGGCCACCAACUGGGUGGAUUGCCCACGCUUUUCUGGGUUUCUGUGUGUGCAAUAAUCAUAGUAUUCCACAUAUUCCUGUGCAAGCUCAUUAUCAAGGAGUACUGCGAACCGAGCGAUAAGUUAAGAUAUCGUUAUAACAAACCGUGAUUCUAGUUGUAUAUAAAAAUUGGAUGCUAGUAAAAUAUGAUUAUCGAAAUGCGAAA
Molecule: messenger RNA, 2123 nt
Organism: Drosophila santomea
Lineage: Eukaryota; Metazoa; Arthropoda; Insecta; Diptera; Drosophilidae
Exons: 5
Coding region: 154-2067 (637 amino acids)
Source: RefSeq, a predicted model, not a curated record